Messenger RNA from Lasiodiplodia theobromae, 1104 nucleotides. Its product is annotated as Nudix domain-containing protein. The record is from RefSeq and is a predicted model, not a curated record. The coding region runs from base 1 to 1104 and encodes 367 amino acids. Gene Ontology annotation, cellular component: mitochondrion. Gene Ontology annotation, molecular function: hydrolase activity, acting on acid anhydrides, in phosphorus-containing anhydrides. The transcript is spliced from 2 exons. NCBI's taxonomy places the organism in Eukaryota, Fungi, Ascomycota, Dothideomycetes, Botryosphaeriales, Botryosphaeriaceae.
AUGCUCCAAUCUAGGAGUGCUUCUUCUUCUUCUUCCUCUGCGACAGCAUCGCCAAAGAAGAAGGCUGCCCCCUCUCCGCCUCGCCCUUCGUCCUCCAUCCUGCUGCUCUCCCCGACAAACGAGGUGCUGCUGCUGCACCGCGUGCAGACGUCAUCAUCGUUCCCGUCGGCACACGUCUUCCCGGGUGGAAACUGUGAGAGCUUCCACGACGGGGAGAUCCCGGAUGCCGAGGAUGCGAGCGGUGGGAGGCAUGCGGACGGCCCCGCGUACAGGUGGGCAGGCGUGAGGGAGUGCUUUGAAGAGAGUGGUAUCCUGUUGGCGAAGAGGGAGGGGGAAGAUCGGUUAGCGAAGGUGGAUGAGGAGGAGAGGGAGAGGGCGAGGAGGGAUGUGCACGCGGGGAAGAGGAGGUUCGGAGAUGUGCUGAAGGAGUGGGAUGUCAAGGCUGAUAUUGACAACCUCAUUCCAUUCACCCGGUGGAUCACGCCCACGAACGCCCCGAAGCGCUUCACGACGCAGAUGUACCUGUACCUCAUGCCACUCCCCUCCCAGCAGGGAACCACCACGGCAGCAGCGACGGCGGACGAUGCCUCUUCUUCUCUCCCCCUGGACCACGACGCCGUCAUCCCCACGCCCGACGGCGGCGUCGAGCACACGGCCGCGCGCUUCCUCCCCGCGCACGCCUGGCUCGACGCCGCCCGCGCCGGCGACAUCAUCCUCUUCCCGCCGCAGUUCUUCCUGCUCCACCUCGUCGCGCAGCACGUCAAACCAUCGUCAUCAUCAUCAUCCCCCUCAGCCCCCCCUCUCGACGUCCUGCGCAACCAGCGCGCCGCCCUCCUCUCGUUCAUCAGGGAGGGCGGCUGGGGCGACAAGUGCAUCUCGCCGGCCGUCGUGGGCGGCGGCCGGCGCAAGAGCGACGGCAGGGUCGUCCUGGCGCUCGACAAGCCCGGGCCCGAGCUGGCGGGCAAGGGCCGCGCGGGCGUCAGCGAUUACGUCGUCUUGGUCGAUUUCACGAAGGAAGGGCCGAGGCGGGUCGAAGUGGGGUUGAAGAGCGAGGUUUUGGCUGAGGAGAGGGGGAAGAAGGAGGGGGUGGUGGGGAAGCUGUAA